Aplysia californica (California sea hare) is the source of this 1466-nucleotide messenger RNA. Its product is annotated as elongation factor Ts, mitochondrial. Gene Ontology annotation, molecular function: translation elongation factor activity; protein binding. The record is from RefSeq and is a predicted model, not a curated record. Gene Ontology annotation, biological process: mitochondrial translational elongation. Lineage: Eukaryota; Metazoa; Mollusca; Gastropoda; Aplysiida; Aplysiidae. Gene Ontology annotation, cellular component: mitochondrial matrix.
AUCUGGUAAUUUACGUUGGCUACUUGUUGCUGAAAAGAGCCGUGUUGUCCAUCUUUUGCAGAGAGUUUCUACAUCUAGAUCUACAUACUGUUAACAUGCGAGGUCUUUUGAGGCCACGACUAUGGCACAUUCUUCAACCAUCAUUGAGAAAUUUUAACUCCACAUCUUCCUGCUGGGGUGUUGACAAGUCCAUGCUUAGUAAGCUACGAAAGCAAACUGGCAUUCCAUUUAUUAACUGCAAGAAAGCACUAGAAAAGUUUGACAAUGAUUUUGACGAGGCCAAAAAAUGGCUUCUGGAGGAAGCACAAAAAGCAGGCUGGGCGCGAGCAACCAAGCUACAGUCACGGCCAAUGUCGCAGGGCUUGGUGGCUGUUGUCGGGGAUUCCACUCAAGUAACGAUGUUAGAGGUCAACUGUGAAACUGACUUUGUGGCCAAGAAUGAAAAGUUCCUGGCCAUGGUAUCAAAAUUGGCUCAAGAAUGCAAAUCUCACUUUGAAAAACAAUCGAAUAAAACAGUUUUUGUCAACAAAGAGGAACUGGGCCAGAUUGCCUCUUCAGAACAGGGCACACUGGCGGAUAUUGUUGCUCUAAAUGUCGGCAACUUGGGAGAGAACAUGGCGUUACGAAGAGGGGCGUUUCUGAGGGCAGACAAAGACUCGGUCCUCUCUUUUUAUGUCCAUCCCUCAGCCCCACUGAAAAACCCCAAGAGCGUUCUGCUGGGCAAAUACGGAGCUGUGGUGGAGAUGGUGCAAAAACAAUCUGAAGGCAAGCCGGUCAUGACGUUUAGCGAACUGGGGAGUCACCUGUGCCAGCACAUUGUGGGCAUGAACCCGAAGACUGUUGGAGAGUAUUCUCCCUCAACUGAUGUGGAGGCUGGGAGGUCGGCAAAGGUGGAUGGUGGAGAGAGAGAUGAAGGAGCAAAGUCUAUUGAGGGAGAGAAUGCUGAGGAUGAAGGAAGUAGUAGGCCUGCAGAGGAAGAUGAAGAGGAUGAACUGCUGAACCAAGAGUUUUUACUGGAUUCUUCAAUGAGUGUGGGUGAGCUGGUGUGUCUUAAUGGAGUGGAUGUACGAGGGUUUAUCAGGUAUGCAUGUGGAGAAGAAUUGGAGGCAGAGAAAGAGUCUUGAGAUAUUAUAUUUAGUGAAUUAAAAAAAAAUACAAACUCAUUUCAAUUGUGGGAGGCAGUAUUCUAAAGUUUAGGCAUGUGUUUUCGUGUAUGCAUGACUAUUUUGAGUAUGUGUGUAUGUGUGUGUGCAUGUAGGCUACCAAUGUGAUGAUAUAAUAUAUGUGAAUUUUGUCUGUGGUUGGAAGAAUAUUGUGGCUGAAGCAAUAAGUGAUACUAGUUUUGUCCAUAUAUUUGAUUUUAAAGUUUUUAUCUUUUGCAACAUAAUGUAUUGUUUAUUCUGAAUGACAAUUUGAUGUGUGAUGGAGCCUCAGGAAUAAAACAGAACAAUAUUCCCUCCAUCGAA